UGUCUAGGGAUUUUCCCCGAAUCUAGGGAUUUUUUGAAGCUUUUGGAGCGCUGGAGGGAUUUUUUUUGAAAUCUAGGGAUUUAUUAAACUGUGCUGGCGCCAUUUUUUGUUGUUAUUAAAUAUCUUUUUGUUCAAAUAUUAUUAUUAUUGUCAUUAUUUAUUGUUCCCUGACAUAAAUAUUCCUAAGUAAACAUUAAAACAUUACCUAAUCAAUGAUUAAAGUGGAUUAAACAUAGUGUUUAAUAGGUUAUAAAUUAAAUUGACAGCUGUCAUCUGUCAAUUUCUUCUUUUUUAGGUCAAAUUAAUACGAUUUAGGGAUUUCUAGGGGAAAUUGAAGCUCCCGUCUAGGGAUAUUCUGAAAUUUCAUCUGGCAACCCUGCAUUCCACCAUUCCACCCAUUUUAUUUUUAAAAGUGAUUCGAUCGAGAUUCCGACAAUAGUUAUUUUUAUUAAAAAAUUAUAUAGGUGUUUAACAUAGUUAAGAUACAAAAAGAGAUAGUCCGUAAUGGGUGACCAGGCCGACUUCGCAACAAAAUUUCAUAACCUUGAUGGAGAUCUAAAGGGAGAAAGGACCAAAAAUCUUUUUAAAUUGUUAAAAACAACAGUUUUUGAAAAUGAACAACAAUUAGACAGUGCCUUAAGAAGCCUAAAACCUAAAUCUUACCAAGAAAACUUGUUUUACAUUGAAACGUUAAUUUAUUUUAAAAGAUCCAACGAACUCCUGGAGGUUCUAAAAGGAGGAAAUGAGGUUCACAUAAGUAAAAUUUUGAAGCAAGCAUGGUGUUUCCAGAAUAUAUUUGAUAAUGUGGAGCCUGAGGCAUUUGUAACAGAAUUCUUACCACAUGUAUCAUAUGCUGUUAAAAAGAAAUUUUUAAAUAGGAUUUCAAAUCACUGGACUGAGAAAAAGAUAGACUCACUCUUUGAAGCCCUUUUAAAAAAGUAUGGCAUACCCAUGGCAGUAUCAGUCUUACACAAAUGCAGUCCUACUAAAAUUCAAGCUGCAAUUGUUGAGCUUGAUUUACAGUUAAAUUCAAACCAAGUACUUAACAUAUACAAUAAAAGUGAAGAGCUGUUCAUAUUCUAUGUGAAUUUGAAACAGUAUUACAAUGAUGAGAAGGUACUAAAGAAUAUAGCUAUAAAAAACCCAGAACUUGUGUUGAAACUUCAUCGGGAACGAAAGAUUCGUUUAUACCGAGUUGGCAGAAGAACUUCUAAAAACAUUUUUAAUAUGGUUAAUGAUGACGUUUUAAAAGAUAGCGAAUAUUACCUAAAGUUUUUAAACAAUGCAGUAGUUGUUCGAAAAUUAGGUAAACAUUUUGAUACUUUAUUUAAGGAUUUGUUUCCUAACCAGCUCAAUAGUGUAAGUACGUACUGUAAGAGCUGCCAGUUAAUAAGUUAUUAUCCUAAAAACAGAAGAUGGAAUUUAUUAAAUCAAACAUUUACCGAAAAAUUCAAUGGUCGAGAGUUAAAAGAUCUCUUGCUGAAUUUUAAUUCAAUGACGUCGCUAAAUCCACCCAAAGAAAUUGUUGAGUUGUGGGCUGAAGUUCACUAUAAAGAACAACAGGGAAAUUACAAUAACUUUCUUAAAUACUACCCACCUGCGAAAGCUAUACCGGCCCUUAAAGAAAAAAUUAAUGUCACUUCUGAUUUGUGGGAGAGACAAUCUUUGGUAUUAUUACUGAUUGAAACAUGUAAGAACAGUGAAGAUUUGGAUGCACUGGUGGAAGUUUUGAAGUAUAUAUGCUUCAGGCAUAGAAAUGAAGAGCCGAGUUUUCGUACAAGUGUCCUGGGCUCAUUGAGAAAUGCAUUCAAGUUGGAAGACUUUAAUGAAAAUCAUUGGAAGUAUAUUGACGAACAAUUAGAAAUAUUAAGAAUACAAAAACAAUUCUCACUUGGAAGCAAUGGAGAUUUCAUGGAAAAACAUUUGGAGUAUUUAGUUAAGAACGGUAAAGAUUAUAAACCGUUGCUUAUUCAAUACCUGAAAGACAUGGCUAUUGAACGUCGUAUCAGAGAUUUUCGUAAUAUAGAUUUAUCCAUAAGUAAGCGGCUUUACACAGAAAUGGUAGAUCAUAUUGAAGAAGUUAUUAAUAGUGUUAAUAACUCUUAUAGUAUACAUUUUAAACAUGAUUAUUUCCUAACAAUUCUGAAUUUUUGUCAGAAUAAUCCCGAAUUUUGUAUUAAAAUCGCAGAUUUUCCACUAUUUGUUCAGUUAAUAGAAAACAAUUUCAGUAAAGAUGCUAAAUACAAUAAUCAAAUAAUAGCAAAUGUUAUUUUAUACAAUGUAAAGUUUCCUCAAUAUGCUGUAAAAUACAAUAUAGAUAUAUUUGACAUACUGCGACAUACUAUUGCUGAAAAUAAGUAUUUAGGUCCAUUGGAAUCAGUUUUUACUAAAAUAAUUCUUACCAAAGAUCGAGACGAUUUCGCAAAUAAAAUGUUAGAAUUUUAUUUUAAAGAAUUGUUCGAGAGAUACACCGUUUCAUGUAUUGUAUGUUGGUUUCUAAAAAAUGAACCAAAGAUUUUAUCGUCUUAUAUGACAAUAGUAGCAGACAAGUAUGCCACGUGUCUUGAUGACAUCAAAAUUUAUAGACUAAUAAAACAUUAUUCACAUUUAGGAUUUGAUAAAAUAUUGAGCGAUUCUCUGAUAGCACAACUAGACAAGAAUGAUGUUGAUGUUCCAAGAAGAAUACUGAUACCAAUAUGUAUCCUACUUUCUACUAAUGAUUUUAUAACUUUUGUUUCUGAAAGAUAUUUACCCAAAAAGGACAAACUUGAUCUAGUGGAUGAUGAGAUGCGUGAAAUUUAUAGGGUUCAGUGUGAAGUAGCCAAACGACUUGCUCACGUUGAUGAACCUUACAAAAUGCUUCCCACAAUAAUGAAGUUUUGCAGAGGAGACUAUUUACAAUCAGCCCUACCAUCAUUGCAAAAAGCUUUUUAUAGAUCUCCAGAGAGACUACUUUACUCUUACGUAGAAGCUUUGUCAAAGCAAGCAGUCUCAGCGAGGAAACACGCCAUACACCUUAGCUGUGAAGUACUGGAUAAACCGCAUACCUUACAUUUAUUGGCAAAUACAAAAGAGACUAAUAUAUCGAGUUUAAAAUAUCUAUUCUCAGCAACUUUAAAGUAUUUUCUGAAGAAUCCAUCCGAAGAACUACUGGAUAAAGUUAUCGAGAAUAUGAAUAGCAUCGAUGUUAACGAUAAAGAAACUUUGGAUAGUUUAAAGGACGUUACUAUACCUGUCAAAUACAGAGCACAGUAUAUCGAGAAAUGUUGGAAGUACUUUGAAGGAUUGAAAGCAAAAGAGGUUAAAAUAACUGAAUAUUUGAAUGCUUUCCUGAAUCACAUGUCUGCAGAUAUAUUAUUGAUAUUGACUGCGCCAUUCAUAAGCGACAUUAUCAACCGUUACUUCCCUGUUAUAGAGGAACGUUUAAGUUCUAUCGAUGAGUUUGUUAUACGUGUGUUACAAACUCGUGUAGCCGAAAGAAACAAAAACUUCCAAAUUGUGUUUGAUAUUUUGUCGAAAUUAUCUGAUAAUAUGAGAAUUUCAUUUUUUAAAUCCUUCAUUAACAAUAAUCCUGACCAACAAUUGUUAGCUUUGUUCGCCGAAAAUUGGUAUAAAAACUUCACUUUGAUCGACAGUUUUGAUGAACAUAUAUCUCUAAAAUUGAAUUCGUUUAGAUUGGAAAAUUUAUCUGUUGAUGAUCUAGCUAAGAAAACUGUAAAUUACUUAGAGCAACUAAUGACAGAAUUUGGAUAUCAUUGCUUUGCACGUUUUGAGGAACAAUUUACAAACGCCUUUAAUAACUACGAUACAGUGGAAGAAUAUACGUUCUAUUUGGCUAUUUUGAAAUAUAAAGUAACUCCAACUACUUGUACUUUGGUACUAAAUAAUAUAAUUCAUAUGUGUGACAAUGAGAAUGUAAAUCUUAAAAAUACAUUCAAUGAAAUUAUUAACAUUAUUAAAAGUGUUGAAACACCAAUUGUUCGAAUUAAUUUUAAAGCGUUUCUUCUUAAACACAACCAAUCAAAAUGCCAAGAAAAAGCAGAAAAAAAUAAAAAAUUGGGAGCAAGGCAGUACGUAAACUACUCUGAAACCAUGCUUGAACGAGCUGUGGAAGCGGUGAGAGGAGGUUUAAGUUCCCGUCAGGCAGAAGAACGUUGCAAGGCAAAUCAGGAGGGAAGUGGGAACGAGGAUUUAGAAGAAGAAAGAGAGAUGGAGACGAGUGACAACGAAAAUUUAGCAGAAGAAAUGGAGAUGACUAACAGUGACGAUGAUAUUGGUGGGGAGGCAGAUGAAUUACAUCAAGAAGAGCAGGAUGAAAUGGUUGAAAAUAUCGAGUCUGAUGAAAAUAUCGAAGUAGAUGGAAAUAAUCGAAAAAUUGUUAUCAAAAAUUGUAUAAGAACAGGAUACCAAUUUAACGAAAACCUAAUGGGUGACCAGGUGGACUUUGUAACAAAAUUUCAUAAUCUUGAUGGAGAUUUAAAGGGAGAAAGGACCAAAAAUCUUUUUAAGUUGUUAAAGACAGCAGUUUUUGAAAAUGAAGAACAAUUAGACACUGCCCUAAGAAGCCUAAAACCCAAAUCUUACCAAGAAAACUUGUUUUACAUUGAAACUUUAAUUUAUUUUAAAAGAUCCAACCAACUCCUAGAGGUUCUAAGAGGAGGGAAUGAUGUUUACAUAAGUAAAAUUUUGAAGCAAGCAUGGUUUUUCCAGAAUGUAUUCGAUAACGUGGAGCCUGAGGCAUUUGUAACAGAAUUCCUACCACAUGUAUCAUAUGCUGUUAAAAAGACAUUUCUAAAUAGAAUUUCAAAUCACUGGAAUGAACAAAAAGUAGAUUCACUCUUUGAAGCUCUUCUAAAGAAGCAUAAAAAUGAAGAACUGAAUUUUCGCACAAAUGUGAUAUGGACAUUGAAGAAUGCUUUCAAGUUCGAAGAUUUUAAUGAAAAUCAUUGGAAGUAUAUUGACGAACAAUUCCAAAUAUUAAGAGUACAAAAAAAAUUUUCACUUGGCGAGAAUGGAGAUUUUAUGGAAAAACAUUUGGAAUAUUUAGUUAAGAAUGGUAAAGAUUAUAAAUCUUUGCUUAUUCAAUACCUUAAAGAUAUGGUUAUUGAACAUCGUUACAGAGAUUUCGAUAAUAUAGAUUUAUCCGUGAGUAAGCGGCUUUACACAGAAAUGGUGGAGCAUAUUGAAGACGUUAUUAAUAGUGUCAAUGAUUCUACUUAUAAUGAACGUUUUAAACAUGAUUUUUUCUUAACAGUUCUGAGGUUUUGUCAGGACUAUCCCGAAUUCUGUAUUAAAAUUGUAGAUUUUCCACUAUUUGUGCAGUUAAUAGAAGACAAUUUUAGUAAUAAUUGUAAAUACGAUAAUCAAAUAAUAGCAAAUGUUAUUUUAUACAAUGUACAAUUCCCUCAAUAUGCUGUAGCAUACAAUAUAGAUAUAUUUGCUACAUUGCGCCAAGCUAUUGCUGAAGAUAAAGAUUUAGGUCCAUUUAAUUUAAUGUUUGUUAAAAUAAUUCUGACCAAAAAACGAGACGAAUUCGCAAACAAAAUGUUAGAAUUUUAUUUUGAAGAAUGGUUCGAGAGAUUUCCGGUUUCACAAAUUGUAUGUUGGUUUCUAAAAAAUGAACCAAAGAUUUUAUCGCCUCAUAUGAGAAUAGUAGCAGAAAAGUAUGACACGUGUCUUAAUGGCAACAAAAUUUAUAGAUUAAUAAAACAUUAUUCACAUUUAGGAUUUGAUAAAAUAGUGAGCGAUUCUCUGAUAGCACAACUAGACAAGAAUGAUGUUGAUGUUUCAAGAAGAAUACUGAUACCAAUAUGUAUCCUACUUUCUACUAAUGAUUUUAUAACUUUUGUUUCUGAAAGAUAUUUACCGAAAAAGGACAAACUUGAUCUAAUAGAUGAUGAGAUUCGUGAAAUUUAUAGGGUUCAGUGUGAAGUAGCCAAACGACUUGCUUAUGUUGAUGAACCUUACAAAAUGCUUCCCACAAUAAUGAAGUUUUGCAGAGGAGACUAUUUACAAUCAGCCUUACCAUCAUUGCAAAAAGCUUUUUAUAGAUCUCCAGAGAGAGUACUUUACUCGUACGUAGAAGCUUUGUCAAAGCAAGCAGUCUCAGCGAGGAAACAUGCCAUAUUCCUUAGCUGCGAAGUUCUGGAUAAACCACAUACCUUACAUUUAUUGGCAAAUACAAAAGAGAGUAAUAUAUCGAGUUUAAAGUAUCUAUUCUCGGCAACUUUAAAGUAUUUUCUGAAGAAUCCAUCUAAAGAACUACUGGAUAAAGUUAUCGAGAAUAUGAAUAGCAUCGAUGUUAACGAUAAAGAAACUUUGGAUAGUUUAAAGGACGUUACUAUACCAGUCAAAUAUAGAGCACAAUAUAUCGAGAAAUGUUGGAAGUACUUUGAAGGAUUGAAAUCAAAAGGGGUUAAAAUAACUGAAUAUUUGAAUGCUUUCCUGAAUCACAUGUCUGAAGAUAUAUUAUCGAUAUCGAUAUUGUCUGCGUCAUUUACAAGAGAUAUUAUCAACCGUUACUUCCCUGUUAUAGAGGAACGUCCAAGUUAUAUCGAAUGGUUUGUUAUACGUGUGUUACAAAUUCGUGUAGCCGAAAGAAACAAAAACUUCCAAAUUGUGUUUGAUAUUUUGUCGAAAUUCUCUGAUAAUAUGAGAAUUUCAUUUUUUAAAUCAUUCAUUAACAAUAAUCCCGACCAACAAUUACUAAUUUUGAAAUUGGUAUAUCAAGAAUAUUUUGAAACAUAUAUAAUGGCAAAUGGCAAUUCAAUAGAGGUUGUAAUAUUAAAAGAAGAGCUGGAGGAAGAAAAUGAUCAAUUUUCCUGGAAUUCGCGGACAACCAAUUUAUUGCUGGCUGCCUACAAAGAAAGAAAGGCUCUAUUUAGAGAUCCCAAGGUAAAAAAGAAAAGUUUGUGGGCAGACAUAAAAAAUGUUUUUUUAAAUCAUGGCUACUUUGUCUCAGUAGAUAUUCUUGAUAGAAAAUUCAGGAACUUGAAAUGCCACUUUAAAAAUAUUAAGGAUAAAGCCAAGAAAACCAGAUCAGGAAAAGCUAAAGUUUCUUGGGAGUAUUUUGACACUAUGAGCGCCAUAUUCGACGAGGAUAAAACUAUGAAUCCUGAUGAGGUUAUAUCCUCGAUGAAUAUGGCGUUAAAAAGAGAUGUGUGUGAUGACGAGGAAAGUAUACUACCAACGAUCCCUAUAUAUGCAGACGACUCACAACCCAGUACAGGCAGUUCAGAAGCAGAAGAUGAAACUGAAGACUUAUACAAAUAUAGGAGCUAGAAACUGAAUAUUAACAUACAAAGUUGACAAAUAAUAGAUAAGCUGUAUUUGAGGUAAAGUUGUCAUUUUAUUAAAGUUGUAAAAGUUUUAAAGUAAUAUUCUUGGCGUUUGAAUAAAUUAUUUUAAAGCAUAGUAACAAUACUAUUAAUUAAUGUAUUUUUUGUAUGGAAAAACAAUCAUUUUGAAUAGUUUCUUGAUAGUAACAUGACAGGGAUCAAAGUCACAUCUGAAAACGGACCGGAUUAGUCCAUAAGUAUAGCAAUUAGGUACCUACCCAUGUAUCUAGUAGCGUAACGCUUACUGUAUAUUUAGAUGUAUAGAUUAGGUAUAUAUUUUGUAUAUAGAUUAUGUUCAACUUUUGUCGAUAUAUUUUUAGAUUUAAAAUAAAUAUUAAAAUUGAA
This is a messenger RNA of Diabrotica virgifera virgifera (western corn rootworm), 7682 nucleotides long. RefSeq lists its product as uncharacterized. The record is from RefSeq and is a predicted model, not a curated record. The transcript is spliced from 11 exons. Lineage: Eukaryota; Metazoa; Arthropoda; Insecta; Coleoptera; Chrysomelidae.